CUCGGGUGUAAGGAGAUCAGAUAAGCACGUGGGUCAGGAGCUAAGAAUAGGAUUGGGCACAGGUUCCUGGCUCAGGUGUGGGCACAUCAAUGCCAGGCAAGGAAGUCACCAGCAGGAGCCAGAGAAUGGAGCCGUGGCUAGGGCAGCAGGGCUAGGCACCAGGGUUCCAGGGAGGGGGCAGAGUCCAGCUUAGCUCAUAAGUAGAGCUGAUAGCAGUCGUUAGGGGAGAGGGCAAAGGUUAGGACCCAGGGCCAGGAGGCAAGCUCCGUGUUUGGUGCUUGGAGGAAGCCCCGCCUGGCACCAUGGCCUUCCUGGUGGCUGGGACCCUGCGGGUGGCUACGCAGAUGGCAGAUACUCAAGACAGCCUGGGGAGAAAGGGAAGGUACAACGUGCAGGGUCCAAGGGCAGCCCUGAUGCUCAGCAGCCCUGGGGUGGCAGCCGUUGCAGUAACUGCCCUGAAGGAUGUGUUCCAGGCCCUGGGCUUUGAGAGCUUCGAGAGGAGGGAGGUCCCGGUCCAGGGCUUCCUUGAGGAGCUGGCUUGGUUUCGGGAGCGGCUGGAUGCCCACGGGCACCUUGUGGGGUGUGCCCUAGUGGCCUUGGUGGCCCCCAGAGGGCAGCUGUGGCAGCCACAGCAGCUGGUCCGGGAGCUGAGCAGCUGUGGGGUCCUUCAGGGAUGCCCCAAAGUCUUUCUGCUGCUCCCGAGUGGCCCUGGUGCCACCCUGGAGCCCGAAGCCUUCCUCGAUGGCCUGAGAGAGCUCUGUAGCCACUGUCCUCACUGGUCCCUGGUGCAGCUGCUGACAGAGCUCUUCCACAGGGUGGCUGAAGAGUCCACGGGGGGCACCUGCUGCCCUGUUCUUCAGAGCUCCUUGCGGGGGGCACUGUGCCUGGGAGGCGUGGAGCCCUGGAGGCCCGAGCCGGCCCCCGGUCCCAGCACUCAGUAUGACCUGUCCAAGACCAGGGCUGCCCUCCUCCUGGCUGUGAUCCAAGGCCGGCCUGGGGCCCAGCACGAUGUGGAGGCGCUGGGGGACCUGUGCCGGGCCCUGGGCUUUGAGACCACUGUGAAGACGGACCCUACAGCCCAGGCUUUCCAGGAGGAGAUAGCCCAGUUCCGGGAGCAGCUAGACACCUGCAGGGGCCCUGUGAGCUGUGCCCUUGUGGCCCUGAUGGCCCAUGGGGGACCACGGGGUCAGCUGCUGGGGGCUGAUGGGCAAGAGGUGCAGCCCGAGGCACUGAUGCAGGAGCUGAGCUGCUGUCCAGUGCUGCGGGGGCAUCCCAAGAUAUUCCUGCUGCAGGCCUGCCGUGGGGGAAACAGGGAUGCUGGUGUGAGGCCCAUAGCUCUCCCCUGGUACCGGCGCUGGCUGCGGACACCUCCAUCUGUCCCCUCCCAUGCAGAUGUCCUGCAGAUCUACGCUGAGGCCCAAGACAGCUCCGGCAGGGGCCCUGCUUCAGGGAGCUCCCACCAGGCAGACAUCCUGACGGUCUAUGCAGCCGCUGAGGGCUAUGUGGCCUAUCGGGAUGAGAAGGGCUCAGACUUUAUCCAGACCCUGGUGGAGGUCCUCAGAGCCAACCCCGGGAGAGACCUUCUGGAGGUGCUGACUGAGGCAGAUGUUGUUGGUUGGUUUGAAUAUUUCCAAGGCCUGACAGAGGGCUGAAGUCCAUUAGGGUGAGGACUAGGUGGGGUACAGCUGGUCUGGCUGAGAGGGGAACUAGGGUGUGGGAGCCUGUCCUGAUGGGUGGGGACAUGUCUGGCCAGAGUGGAGGAAUUCACUGUUAGGCCGUUGGAGCCCUGCGAGCCUCAAAGAUGUCCAGGCAGCCCUUGAAAUUUUAGAGCUUACAACGCACCAAGCCAGGGGCCCUCCCUUGGGGCAGGCUAAGCCCGGAAGGGCUGGAGCCCCAGGCACAGGCUGGUUGUGGUCCUCAGGUCAACAGGCGGGUGUGUGAGCAGGAUGUGCUGGGCCCCGACUGCGAUGAACCCCGAAAGGCCUGCCUGGAGAUCUGCAGCUCGCUACGGCGCCGGCUCUGCCUCCAGGCCUGACAGCGCCGCGGCCACCCGGGGGCUGCAGAGACCACCACUGCUGCCUCCCUCCGCCACCCACCCCGCGGUUUCCUCAUCUGAGAGCGAGGCGUGGCAGUGUGGGGGUGGGCGCUCAAUAAACGUCUGCCGUGAACAGUU
Cebus imitator (Panamanian white-faced capuchin) is the source of this 2173-nucleotide messenger RNA. RefSeq names its product caspase-14-like. Gene Ontology annotation, molecular function: cysteine-type endopeptidase activity. NCBI's taxonomy places the organism in Eukaryota, Metazoa, Chordata, Mammalia, Primates, Cebidae. Bases 303 to 1652 code for a protein of 449 amino acids. The record is from RefSeq and is a predicted model, not a curated record. The transcript has 11 exons. Gene Ontology annotation, biological process: proteolysis.